AUGGAGGUACUCAGCUUUUCACAACGUCACAGCCGUGGUUGGUGUAGGAGUCCUGAGUCUUCCCUAUGCCAUGGCAGCUCUCGAAUGAAUGCUUACAAAUCAGCGGAGGUAAAGGAAAUUGACGAUUGGCUUCCAAUCACUUCUUCAAGGAAUGCAAAAUGGUGGCACUCAACUUUUCACAACGUCACAGCCAUGGUUGGAGCGGGAGUCCUGAGUCUUCCCUAUGCCAUGGCAGCUCUCGAAUGGGGACCUGGUGUGGUUGUUCUUAUUCUCUCAUGGAUCAUCACUCUAUACACCUUAUGGCAAAUGGUUCAGAUGCACGAAAUGGUUCCGCGAAAACGUUUUGAUCGUUACCACGAACUGGGACAGCAUGCGUUUGGUGAAAAGCUCGGUCUUUACAUUGUUGUACCACAACAAUUAAUUGUUGAAGUGGGAGUCAACAUAGUAUACAUGGUCACUGGAGGAAAGUCACUCAAGAAAUUCCAUGAAACAGUAUGUGGUAGCUGCACACGCAUCAAAACUACUUACUUUAUAAUGAUAUUCGCUUCGGUUCAUUUCGUCCUCUCCCACCUUCCAAACUUCAACUCCAUCUCCGGGGUCUCUUUGGCUGCUGCAGUCAUGUCCUUAACAUAUUCCACCAUCGCUUGGACAGCUUCUCUUCACAAGGGCAUACAACCGGGAGUUGAAUAUGGUUACCCGGCCUCUAGCCGAGCUGGAACGGUGUUUGAUUUCUUCACUGCCUUGGGCGACAUAGCUUUUGCAUAUGCCGGCCACAAUGUGGUGUUAGAGAUCCAAGCAACAAUCCCUUCAACACCAGGGAAGCCUUCUAAGAAACCCAUGUGGAGAGGAGUGCUGGUAGCCUAUUUCAUUUUUGCCCUCUGCUAUUUCCCAGUUGCUCUAAUUGGCUACAGCAUGUUUGGGAACAAAGUAGAGGACAGUAUCCUUCUCUCACUAGAAAAACCUGCAUGGCUCAUUGCAGCAGUUAACAUGUUUGUUGUCAUCCAUGUCAUCGGAAGUUACCAGAUUUAUGCAAUGCCAGUCUUUGACAUGAUAGAAACCGUUUUGGUGAAGAAGCUGCGUUUCAAGCCCAGCUUUAUCCUUCGGUUCAUCUCCCGCAACAUAUAUGUGGCAUUCACAAUGUUCAUCGCCAUAACCUUCCCUUUCUUCGGUGGUUUACUAGGGUUUUUUGGUGGAUUCGCUUUUCCCCCAACAACAUACUUCCUCCCUUGUGUAAUGUGGUUUGCUAUCUACAAACCGAAAAAAUUUAGCUUAUCUUGGUUCACCAAUUGGAUUUGCAUCAUACUUGGCCUUCUUUUGAUGAUAUUAUCACCUAUUGGAGGGCUAAGAAACAUCAUACUGCAAUCGAAAGAUUAUCACUUCUACUCUUAA
This is a messenger RNA of Fraxinus pennsylvanica, 1389 nucleotides long. The record is from the annotation of a GenBank genome assembly. Lineage: Eukaryota; Viridiplantae; Streptophyta; Magnoliopsida; Lamiales; Oleaceae.